Molecule: messenger RNA, 1006 nt
Organism: Frieseomelitta varia
Lineage: Eukaryota; Metazoa; Arthropoda; Insecta; Hymenoptera; Apidae
Product: delta(3,5)-Delta(2,4)-dienoyl-CoA isomerase, mitochondrial
Exons: 6
Coding region: 21-875 (284 amino acids)
Cellular component (GO): mitochondrion
Molecular function (GO): delta(3,5)-delta(2,4)-dienoyl-CoA isomerase activity
Source: RefSeq, a predicted model, not a curated record
AAAUUCAAUAUAUUUAUAAAAUGAAUUAUUCCAGUGUCAAGAAUUUUAGUAAAUAUAAAACUUUAGCAAUAUCAGUACCAAAAAAAUUUAUUUACAACGUACAGUUAAACAGGCCUGAAAAGCUUAAUGCAUUAAAUGAUACUAUGUGGAAAGAAUUUAAAAUUUGCUUCGAUGAACUAGCUACAGAACCAGAAUGUAGAGUGAUAAUUCUGUCAGGUGCUGGAAAAAUAUUUUGUGCAGGUAUUGAUGUACAAGAUAUAAUGAAAUUUGGCCAAGAAUUGGCAGAACAUGAAGAUAUUGCACGUAAAUCCAAAAUUUUACAAUUACGUAUCAAAAACUAUCAAGAUAGUUUUACUGCAAUAGAAAAGUGUCCAAAACCAGUGAUUGCAGCCAUACAUGGUGCAUGUAUUGGAGGUGGGGUUGAUAUGAUAUCAGCAGCAGAUAUUCGUUAUUGUUCUUCAGAUGCAUGGUUUCAAAUAAAAGAAGUUGAUAUUGGAAUGGCUGCUGAUGUUGGCACAUUACAAAGAUUUCAAAAAAUUAUAGGUUCUGAUAGUUUGGUAAGAGAACUUGUUUAUACUGCAAGGAAAUUUUCAGCUCUUGAAGCUGUACAACAAGGUUUUGUGAGUCGUUCAUUUGAUAAUCAAGAAAGUUUAAUAAAUGGCUCAAUAGAACUUGCAGAAGAAAUAGCAAAUAAAAGUCCAGUUGCAAUACAAGGUUCAAAAUUAAAUUUAAUAUAUUCAAGAGAUCAUUCUGUUCAAGAGGGCCUGGAUCACAUUGCUAUGCAUAAUCAAAGUAUGCUUCUAAGUGAAGACUUUCUAAAUGCAGCUGUGUCACAAGCUACCAAAGGUGAACCACCAAUAUUUUCUAAAUUGUAAAUAAAAAUUUUAUGGGAAUAAUAUAUAUAAGGUGAAGUUUACAUAUAAAACAUAUUUUCUUUUAGAAAAAGAAUAAACAGUUUUUGUAUUUUUAUAGCUAUUUUAAUACUAACAUAUUUUUGUACUUCUUU